AUGCCCCACGGCCUACCGUCUUCCACUUUCAUUCCCUCCUUCCUCUUCUUAUUCUUGUUUGACCGCGAAAUCUUAGCGAGGUUGUGGAACUUCACAAAUCCGUGCAAGGUUGCGGUACAGAACGAGACUCAGAACGUCGCCAUCUCCGUCAGCCUUGCCAUGGAUUCGGCGUUGCACACCGAGACAAGAGAAGAUGGAGUAGAUAUUACUGCGAAUUCUCUUCAUCCAGGAAUUAUUAACAACACAAAUAUAUAUCUUCAGAAUCGAUUUAUGACAGGUCUAAGGAAUAUUGUAAGUCCAUUUGUACCUCGUUACAUAGAGCGAUUUGUGUUGAAAAAUGUUGAGCAAGGAGCAUCAACAACAUGCUAUUUAGCAUUGCACCCAGAAGUGAGCGGAAUCAAUGGAAAGUAUUUUGCAGAUAAUAAUAUUUCAGAAGCAUGUUUGCAGGGAUGGGACAUGGAUUUGGCUAAGAAGCUAUGGGAUUUUAGCAUGAAUUUGACCAUGAAAAAUGAACAGUGA
Molecule: messenger RNA, 519 nt
Organism: Vigna angularis (adzuki bean)
Lineage: Eukaryota; Viridiplantae; Streptophyta; Magnoliopsida; Fabales; Fabaceae
Product: short-chain dehydrogenase TIC 32, chloroplastic-like
Exons: 4
Coding region: 1-519 (172 amino acids)
Source: RefSeq, a predicted model, not a curated record